GCGCACACGCAUCGAACAAGCAAAGGCCCUCACUCCUCCGUCUCACAGAUUAGGGUGUGCGCACAGCGAACGCACACUAGUUAUCCGUACUAUGAGGGGGAGAGCGACAGAGCGGCUCUUCUCACCGACCAUGUCCACCAGCGCCUGCUGCAGAGCUCAUGCUUUCUCUCUCUGUCCUUGUACCCACCCACCCAAAGCGGGGUUCAACUGCUGAGCAGGUCCGGUACCAAAUCCUCCUACUUUUUGCGGUCCUGAGGCCCGAAAGGAGGCACCUUGUUUGUUCUUUUCCCCUUGCCCAUCCUCGUUCGGGGCGGCUCAAGAAUCUUCGUUGUCGUCUCCGGUGCGUUCUCCUUGGUGUUCGCCUUCUCUCUAUGUGAUCCCAAGUGCUGGUGAGAGUGGACUUCCCUCGACAAUGGUGAGGCGACAUGGGUGGCAGCUUCCUGCGCAUAACUUCCAGGUUAUUGCUAUAACAGUGUUCUUUCUUCUGGUUGUUGCAUUUUAUGCCUUCUUUGCGCCUUUUCUAGGCAAAGAGAUCCUUGAAUAUGUUUCCAUCAUUGUUUACACUCCCCUGGCUUUAACUGUUUUUAUCUUGUAUGUGUGAUGCACCCGAAUUAACCCUGCUGAUCCUGGAGUUAUGCCAAAGUUUGAAAAUGCAGUAGAGAACGAACCAUGUUUGCAAGACGUGGGUAUGAAUUCAAAGGAGAUCCCAAAUUGAAUCCUAUAAUGGGGCCACGAAGGUCUUCUGGUUGCUGUGGUUCUAGUGGGUUUAUAUGUGCAUUAUUUGCUAAAGAAGAUUGUCUCAAUCAUGAAGAAAUUGAACCUGGUGGAGAGGAUGCGUUGUUCUGCACCUUGUGCAACGCUGAGGUGCGCAAAUUUAGUAAACAUUGCAGAAGCUGUGACAAAUGUGUUGAUGGGUUUGAUCACCAUUGUCGAUGGCUUAAUAACUGUGUGGGGAGGAAAAACUACAAUAGCUUCAUAGCUCUCAUGGCCACUGGUCUCAUUUGGCUUGCAAUUGAAUGUGGAGUAGGUAUUGCUGUUCUUGUACUGUGUUUUGUCGAUAAGAAGGGCACAGAGACCAAUAUUAAGGAAAAGCUUGGCAAUGGAUUCUCUCGUGCUCCUUUUGCCGUUGUUGUGGCCAUGUCUACUGCACUAUCAUUGCUGGCAUGCGUACCUCUGGGCGAACUGUUCUUUUUCCAUAUGAUAUUGAUAAAAAAGGGAAUUACUACCUAUGAAUAUGUUGUCGCAAUGAGAGCAAUGAGUGAGGCUCCUCCUGCGUCAGGAGAUGAAGAAGAACCAAAUCCUCUUUAUUCCCCUACUAAUUCAGCAACAACCGGAUUAAGCAUUGGAAGUUCUCUUAACCCUCAGUAUAAAGGUGUAUGGUGCACACCGCCUCGGAUAUUUGUCGAUCAGCAGGAUGAAGUUAUCUCUCAUUUAGAACCCGGCAUGGUGCCCUCAACUGUUGAUCCUGAUGCAGCUGGGUAUGUAGAAAGAGCUAACAAAUCGAAGAAGAAUGUUAAGAUAAGUGCUUGGAAGCUCGCCAAGUUGGACACUAAUGAAGCGAUACGAGCAGCAGCCAAAGCCAGGGCAUCAUCUUCGGUCCUACGGCCCAUAGAUGCUCACCGUGCGUUUGACGCUGAAUAUAGUUCAAGCGGAAAGGCAAGUGUGCGCAGCAGCUUGAGCAUCGAUUACACUGUGACCAGAGAUUCCCGAAGCGAGGUGAAACUAUCUCCUUUAAGAAAAUCUAGCAUGCAAAGUGUUGCUAGCAGGGAAGAUUUCGAAACCAGUACACAAAGUGCAAGCAGCCUAAGCAGUCCUGCUCGUGCCCGCGAGUCUGCUGCUCCUGACAAUCGGAAUUUUCAACAACCACUUUGCAGCCAACCACCUCAGAUCGCUCCAAGGGUUCCUCCACCUAGCCAACUUACCAAUCCAGUGUUCCAAUCUGCUUCUUUGGGUGCUAGGGACCACAAGAGAACUUGUGUCGUUUGGGAUCAAGAAGCUGGCAGGUUUGUCUCGGUGCCUGCAUCUGCGGGAAGCAGCAGUGUCGACGUUCAUGCCAGAGCCUCUCGGAUUCCCCUUCCAAAUCGUUCUGUAGGAAAUGAUGCUUGCAGGCCUGUUGAACAAACUUCAAGCUCAACGAUGCCUCCACCAUCGCGACAAGAAAGAGUGAUGUUAACUGAACGAUCGAUCUUUUUCGGAGGGCCACUUGGAAAUUACCCUGAUAGAGAUACAGUGAGGAACGACAACAAUUCUGGUACUAACAUGGAACGUGGUGCAAUUAAUGUGGUAAGAGGGAACAAAGGGUAAAUAUUUUCAGUGUUUUUUUUCCUUACAGAAGAACUGUAGAUCUAACAGCUAGAAACUUUCUGCGUAUCCAUUCUGAAACAGUUGGUUUAUCGGGAAUCGUCCAUUCCGAUUCAAAA
This is a messenger RNA of Zingiber officinale, 2420 nucleotides long. Its product is annotated as probable protein S-acyltransferase 19. Gene Ontology annotation, molecular function: protein-cysteine S-palmitoyltransferase activity. Lineage: Eukaryota; Viridiplantae; Streptophyta; Magnoliopsida; Zingiberales; Zingiberaceae. Gene Ontology annotation, cellular component: Golgi apparatus; endoplasmic reticulum. The coding region runs from base 670 to 2304 and encodes 544 amino acids. The record is from RefSeq and is a predicted model, not a curated record. Gene Ontology annotation, biological process: protein targeting to membrane; peptidyl-L-cysteine S-palmitoylation. The transcript has 10 exons.